CAUUUUUAUCAAGAACGUCAACAAGAAGUAGCCACCAGUUACGUUGUAAAACUUUUUUUGAUGUUUAGGAAGUUUUAGAUAUGAAUAUAUCAUUAUUAAUGCAAGAACUGUGUUGUUUUUGACCAGUUGGAUUUUAUUAGCUUAAUUGUUUUUAUUUAAUUGUAUCUUGAGCUUUUGCUCGGAAUGGAUGGAGCGUGGAUUCAUCGUUUGUUUACAUCAUGAAUCAUGAGAUCAGCUGACUAACGUUAGCUAGCCAGCUUGCUAGCUACCAAUUUCUGGUUUAGCAAAGCAGCUACAUUGCUUACUAACGUUACAAUGUGUUUGGAAAUUGUCGUUCAGUAUUCAUGCAUCCCAAAGGACAUUUGAAACGAACUCUUCUACCAAGCUAUAGCUGGCAGCGGCAAUAGCUAGUUGUUAGCUAACUAGCUCGCUCGCUUCUAGCAUUAGCUUUGUUUUCAGCAAUCACACCCAUUGACCCAGUGAGUGUAGGACGCUGGCCAACUUGCUGUGGCUAGCUAGCUUACCGUUACAAAUAUGCCUUGUACUUGUGGGAACUGGAGGAGAUGGAUUCGGCCUCUGGUCGUUCUUCUAUACUUUCUGGUUGUGCUUGUCGUCCUACUACCCCUGUGCAUCUGGGAACUACAGAAAUCAGAGGUUGGUACCCAUAACAAAGCAUGGUUCAUAGCUGGGAUAUUCGUGUUCAUGACCAUACCCAUAUCACUAUGGGGGAUCCUGCAGCAUCUUGUGAACUAUACUCAACCAGAGCUACAGAAGCCAAUUAUCAGAAUAUUAUGGAUGGUCCCCAUUUACAGUUUGGACAGUUGGAUUGCGCUGAAGUACCCCAGCAUUGCCAUCUACGUGGACACGUGCAGGGAGUGCUACGAGGCUUACGUCAUCUACAACUUCAUGAUCUUCCUGCUCAACUACCUGGGAAACCAGUACCCCAGCCUGGUACUGAUGAUGGAGGUGCAGGAGCAGCAGAAACACCUUCCUCCCCUCUGCUGCUGCCCGCCAUGGCCCAUGGGAGAGGUAUUGCUAUUGAGAUGCAAGCUGGGAGUGUUGCAGUACACAGUUGUCAGACCAGUCACAACAGUUAUUGCCUUGAUAUGUCAGCUCUGUGGUGUGUAUGAUGAAGGUAACUUCAGCUCAACCAAUGCAUGGACGUACCUGGUGAUAUUCAACAAUAUGUCCCAGCUGUUUGCCAUGUACUGCUUGGUCCUGUUCUACAAGGCCCUAAGAGAGGAACUGGCCCCCAUCAGACCAGUGGGGAAGUUCCUGUGUGUCAAAAUGGUGGUGUUCGUCUCCUUCUGGCAAGCUGCGUUCAUUGCUCUCCUGGUCAAGGUGGGAGUGAUCUCAGAGAGACACACGUGGGACUGGGACAGUGUGGAGGCUGUAGCUACAGGUCUACAGGACUUCAUCAUCUGUGUGGAGAUGUUCCUGGCGGCCAUCGCCCACCACUUCAGCUUCACCUACAAGCCCUACAUCCAGGAGGCUGAGGAGGGAUCCUGCUUCGACUCCUUCCUAGCCAUGUGGGACGUGUCUGACGUCAGGGCUGACAUCUCUGAGCAAGUUCGCAACGUCGGGAGAACGGUUAUGGGCCGCCCUAGGAAGACCUACUUCGGUGAGGCGGAGGACGACGGCGAGCGCUCAGGCCUGCUUUCUCCAGGAUCCCUGGACACCAUCGGUCCCACGGAGACCUUGUCCAACCCGGCAUCCCCCAAGGGUCGGUACCAGGGCCUGGGUAAAACCCAAACGCCCCACUCCCUGUCGGCCCCCGCCGGGCUCAGCAAUGCUCAGUGGAUUGGAGAGGGGGAUGGAGAGGAGAGGGAAGACGAUGGUAGACCAGCCCCAGAGCCCAGAAACACCACCAACGAGCCAACAGACUCGGUUACAGACGACCUUGUCGUUAUCACCUAGCUUAGCGUCAUCGCUAAAAUCCUCCAAUGGAGACUCUGAAUGCACAUUAUACCAAACACAGUUGGGCAGGAACCAGGUAUGGCCUCGGCUACAUUUCCCUCCAGACGAUAUUUGACUACCGGUAAUCCGCACGGCCAAAUUAAAGCAAGCGAUGAAAAAGCACACGUUAGUCAAGCAAUAUUGUAGUGAGUCAUUCGUCCACCGGGGCUGAUGCAGAUGGACCUCUGUCAAUGACAGCUCGAAGAAUGUUCAUAAGCUUUCGUAAGGGUCUCAUGAAACGAGAUAUUUAAGAGAUGUUUUCUUGUUUCCAUAUUGUACUACUGAGUGAUAAUGGUAAAGUACGGUACAUCAAUACUUUAUUUUAGGAUAACCCAGUCUUCAUUGCAAUGGGUCUGGACAAAAAGCCUGUGAGAGAUUUUACCAGUAUUCUUGUUCUAUAAUAGCGCCUGGGUGAUAUCACUACAAACUCGUUAAUCAUAUAUCCCAAGGGUUUUAGUUGUUGCUACGAAAACGUUAAAAGUAUAUGUAGCUUUUGAACUGAAUCUUAUACAAAAUACUGGUUUGCGCCAAUGAUUGGUUUAUUUACAUAAUUGGUUUGCACAUGCUUGAAUAUGGUCUUCGAACCUAUGGUACAUAUUUUUAAGCAUGAAGCUCUGUCUCACUUUGGCAUUAAUGCUAACAGCUGGGUAGUCUCUAUAGUCUUCUCAGAUGCCUUCUUUGUGACGUACGUGGUCCUAGUGUAUCCACUAUCAAGUAAUUCACACAUUUCACGUCUGCCUCUCAUUUGUACAUUUGUAAACUGAUGCUUACAUAGUCAUGGUUAUAGAUAUACAGUGGGGAGAACAAGUAUUUGAUACACUGCCGAUUUUGCAGGUUUUCCUACUUACAAAGCAUG
Coregonus clupeaformis (lake whitefish) is the source of this 2812-nucleotide messenger RNA. RefSeq names its product transmembrane protein 184C. Bases 535 to 1917 code for a protein of 460 amino acids. Gene Ontology annotation, molecular function: transporter activity. The record is from RefSeq and is a predicted model, not a curated record. The transcript has 11 exons. NCBI's taxonomy places the organism in Eukaryota, Metazoa, Chordata, Actinopteri, Salmoniformes, Salmonidae. Gene Ontology annotation, biological process: transport.